Molecule: messenger RNA, 789 nt
Organism: Rotaria socialis
Lineage: Eukaryota; Metazoa; Rotifera; Eurotatoria; Philodinida; Philodinidae
Source: the annotation of a GenBank genome assembly
AUGACAACGACAAGCGAUACUACCACAACGUCAAUAUUAACAUUUCUUCCAACCGGCAUAUACGCACUGUCAAUUCCAACUUGUGCUACAUGGAAUCAAACCGGAAUUACUGUAGCUGGUAAUUCAAAUGGAAAUUCUGGGUCUGAUCUGGCAUCUCUCAUCAACCCGGUGGACAUUUUUGUCGAUAACAAUUAUACUCUCUACAUAGCUGACCGAGACAACAAUCGAAUCGUUAGAUAUCAUACCAAUGAUACAAUCGGCACCGUGGUGGCUGGUAAUUCUACUCCUGGUGACAGUCCAAGUGAAUUGAACGCGCCGAAGGGUAUUGCCGUCGAUCAAUACGGUGCUAUUAUUGUUGCCGAUAGUUCAAAUUAUAGAAUUCAAAGAUUUCCUCUCGGCUCAACGGUCGGAACAACAUUAGCUAUCAAUAGCACAACAAAUAUUCUAGGUCAAGUUCGAGAUCUGCACAUCAAUGUCAAUAAUGACAUUUUUGUCACAGAUUCAGAUUAUAGUCAUGUUAUUAAAUAUUACCCAAACAACGGCGUCGGGGUAAUUUUAGCCGGCAAUUAUGGAUCAGGCUCAGCAGCAAAUCAGUUGUCCAACCCAUAUGGAAAUUUCGUCGAUGGAAAUGAAACGCUGUAUGUAGCUGACUAUGGAAGUAACCGUGUGCAGAUGUACCUGACUGGGGCAACAAGUGGUACCACUGUAGCCAGUCUCACUGGUUCCUCUGGCUCGAGUUUAACGCAAUUGAAUGGUCCUAUAGCAGUCGUUGUCGAUAAUAAUGGAUAA